AUGUUGAGUCACGUGGCACAGAAGGCGUGUCCAAACAAGUCAAACGCUUCCGGUGCUGCUCCUCCCAAUACCGGACGAACAGGAUUCCGACGAGGAGAAGAUGAGACGUACGAUUGUGUCACUCUUGGUCUAAUGGUGGCCACGUGUCUAUUAACAAACGUGCUCUGCGUAUUGGCAGCUUGGAGCGUUUGGCUGGCUGCUGUGCAGACCGUCAGCUUGGCUAUAGCUAGCGAAGGGGUUGUAGAUGACAACGACAUUCUUGUAGACAAUGGAGGUGGGCUGCGAGUCGAGACUAAGGAGGGAGGCGACGAUAGACUGGAAACUGUUGACGACGAGAAAGAGAGACAACUGGAGACAGAGAAGUCUGAUCAGGAUGAUAAAGAAGUAGCAGAAAGCUCCACGUCUCCACUGGAGACAUUUGUUGAUGCUUCUUCUUCUGAAGCUGAUUCUGAAAGUGACAAUGUUGACGUUACUGAUUCUCCUAUUGAAAAUCGUUCAGGAUCAGUUUCAGAAAAAGGAAACUUAUCUCAAAAUGAAACUUCACCUGAAGUUUCUCCUGAGGAGGGAGGGAGAAAUCAAGAAGAGGGAGAAAUAUCAUCAUUGGAGGAGUUCAAACGUAAAAAGAUGCAAGAAGAACAACAAAACAAACGAACUCUUGAUUCUGCUCAUUUAAAGUCAGUUAAUGGAAACUGUAAAAAGACAAAGAAAAAAAGCAAUAACUAUGCAUCAGUAGAUUGCGGAGCAGAAGUUAUUGAGGCCAAUGCCGAAGCAGUGAGAUGGGGAGCCAUUUUGCAAGAGAACAGAGAUGACUACAUGCUCAAUCCGUGCUCAGCACACAUCUGGUUUGUUGUCAAGCUGUGUGAUAUAAUUCUGGUCGAUACUAUUGAAAUGGCCAACUUUGAGUUGUUCUCGUCGACGCCUAAGAGUUUCCGGAUUUAUGUGAGUGACAGAAAUCCGACUUCCGAGUGGAAUCUUCUUGGAAUUAUUGAAGCCAGAGCCGAUCGUGUGGUGCAGAGUUUUCCAUUUGAUGAACGUGUGUAUGCAAGAUUUAUCAAAGUGGAAGUUGUGUCUCACUUUGGUCAUGAGCAUUACUGUCCGAUCAGCCUGUUCAGGGUGUUGGGAUCAACAAUGGUCGAAGAGUAUCAAGACCACGAAGAGGAAAAUGCAGCAGAGCAAGAUGCAGAAGAGAAAAAUAUGCCCAUUAUUGAAAGAAAAGAGGAACGUUGUUCUCCCGAUGAAGGCUUUCUCACCUUAUUUACUAAUGCAAUGACUAGGUUUUUAUAUGCCUUUCUACCGCUUGGAACAGCAAACAGGCAAGAGAACAAAAGUGAACAUGUAGAACACGAAGAACGUGUUGCUAUAAAUAGAAGCACUAAUGAAACAACAGCUCAAGUGAAUGAAACCAGUAAGACAGAGCAAACCCCAGACUCCACAUUGAAACCAGAGCCGUUUCAGAACUCUGAGAACGAUAAUACGACUCGAGAUAUUCAAGAUAUAAAGACUAAUGACGGCGAGAGUGCAGAAAUGAAUACAACCGAUAAUGUACCAAAUGGAAGCAAAGAUUACGGAGUUGAUGAACUGGCCGAGAAGCAGGAAAAUAAUGUCAGUGAUAGCCAAGUAGAGACCAACGUACUGGAUGAGAGUAACAGUGAAGAUAAGCAUGUUGAACACUCACAAGUUGAGACACAACAUUCGACUGCCACUGUUCUCGAUGUCGGUGCCGUUACCAGUGAGACCACAAACGAACAAGAUGUGAUCAACGAAAAGCACAAUAACGUGGGCACAAAUGAUGUUCAUGUGAAAUACGGUGAAGCUACGUUCAAGGAAGAUCUCCCUCAAAACGACUCACCACCUCCAGUUCCAAUAGGCAAUCGUGAAAACGAGGAAGUUAAUGUGACUGUCACUGGAACUGGUAACGACAGCCACGUGGCAUUGUCUGGUGAUAGGAACUCACCACAAUCACUCGAUUCGAAGUCAAACCAGACGUCGUUUGAAACAGCUCUCGUUGCCGCCUCUAACAACACUGCUACCAAUCAAAGCACGUCGUCGCCUCCUCAGAAUGAUGUGAAUACGGUGGACCAGCCGGUUGGUUCGUCUAAAAAUGUGUCCACGCUAGAUGUGCCGAGUGCGGUCAAUGGAUCGGGCGUCUUACCCUCGCUGAACCAACAGGCUCAGAAGGAGUCGGUAUUCAUUCGUUUGGGCAACAAGAUCAAGAACUUGGAGACGAAUCUGACACUUAUCAGUCACUACUUGGAAGAGUUGGGACUAAACUUGAAAAAGUUCAAGAAGAACUCGACCGACAUGCAGAAGGCAUUCGAAAAGAGACUGAGCCAACUGAACGAUUCGGUCAUGCAACAACAGAAAGUGCUUGUGAUGCAGACACAGCACCUCGAAGGACUGCACUACCACGUCUCCGUGCUAACCGAUCUUGUCAAGGACUUGGGUGCCGAGCUGCGAGACUUUCGACCACAAAUGUACCUCACACACGGUGUAUUGAUCAUCUUUGAGUUGAUGUUGGCCGUCGUGUUUGUCAUUACCUUGUUGUGGUUCACUCACAGAGAAAUACAGAUCUCUUUCCGUCAUCUCCAGAAAACGGUUCUUAGUCAAUCGGUUCCUCUUUCCAAUGGCUCCGUUAGAAGCUUUACGCAUCUGUAUCCUCAAAACAGCCAGAGUCAACUUGGACAUCCUAUUGAGCCGAAGGACAGUGGAUUUGUUGAAUUGUCUGCCUCACAAGUGUCUAUAGGACCAAGUUGUAAUACGAAAGCUCAACGAGUCAUGAGUAUUCCUAAUGUCGGCGAUGUGGAUUGCUCUGCAAGGCUGAGAGUUCAUUCCAACAGACCCAUUCUUACCGACCUGUUGCAAUCUCGGCGAAACUUUGAGCAGCUGAUGCCUCCGUCAACGCAAAGGCUACUACACUGUCUAACAGACAAACGUGACAAGACGACUAGUGGAAAAGGCAACAGAUCUUGUGGUGUAACAGAAAGCGAUAGUUUUGUAGCCACACAGACAAGAAAUCCGACUAGUAAAGAAGAGUCAUCUAGCUGAUAAAUAGAUAUAUAGAAUUCUCUACAGAUAUUGAAAAAUGGGCUACAGUAGCCACGUGUACUGAUUAGGAUUGAGAUUGAUUAUUGAUAUUUUGUUCAAAAUAGAUAUUUGGUGAGCAGUC
Messenger RNA from Corticium candelabrum, 3166 nucleotides. Its product is annotated as SUN domain-containing ossification factor-like. The transcript has 17 exons. NCBI's taxonomy places the organism in Eukaryota, Metazoa, Porifera, Homoscleromorpha, Homosclerophorida, Plakinidae. The record is from RefSeq and is a predicted model, not a curated record. Gene Ontology annotation, cellular component: cytoplasm; membrane. The coding region runs from base 1 to 3045 and encodes 1014 amino acids. Gene Ontology annotation, biological process: protein folding in endoplasmic reticulum.